AUGGAUACUUACAGCGCUUCACAGAACGGAAGAGAAACGAUGGUUUCAAAAGAUGAAAACUAUCAACAAACCAUGGGCUCCGAUAUUGUUGGCUUCUAUGACGUAUCUAUGAUGAAUGAGCACUACAACUGUAAAGUUCUGUGUCCACCACAAAGUUCCGCUCAGUGCCAGAAUGGAGGUUAUCCCAACCCAAAUAACUGCUCGAUUUGCAACUGUCCAGGUGGAUACGGCGGUAAUCUUUGCAAUGAAAGGCCUGAUGGAUGUGGCCAAAGUUUAACUGCUGGUCCCGAUUAUGCAAUGUUAGCUGCUUCUGUUGGAGAUGGCACAACUAUGACGAAAAUCGAUUUUUCGAAGUGUGUCUAUUGGAUCCAGGCGCCGGUAGGAACGCGGGUUGAAGUUCGUAUAGAGAGCCUACAGGGUUAUUCAGUGGAUGGAUGUAUUUAUGGAGGAGUGGAAAUCAAAGCUCAUGCCGACCAACUACGAACAGGAUAUAGGUUUUGCUCCAGAGCGAGCGUUGGAAAAACGUUGGUUGCUUCGUCGAAUCUGUUGCCGAUCAUAACAUUCAAUCGCUUUGGCAGAUCGACUAUUGGGUUGGCUUACCGCUACGGUAAGUUAACCACGUUACGUUUCUUAGGUUUCUAUUUCCUCGCUAUCCCUGCUAACCAUGGCCAUGGCUACACCGACUUCCAUUAG
Cooperia oncophora is the source of this 693-nucleotide messenger RNA. The record is from the annotation of a GenBank genome assembly. Lineage: Eukaryota; Metazoa; Nematoda; Chromadorea; Rhabditida; Trichostrongylidae.